AUGGCAAGAAAAAGUGAUAAUAUCAAAACCAUCAAUGUUGCCGUUGUUGGUCUUUCUGGCACUGAGAAAGAUAAAGGGCAAGUUGGUGUUGGGAAAUCAUGUCUGUGUAAUCGUUUCAUGCGUUCUUUGAACGAUGAUUAUAAUGUGGACCAUAUAUCAGUGUUAUCUCAGUCGGAUUUUAGUGGUCGGGUGGUAAACAAUGAUCAUUUCCUAUAUUGGGGUGAAGUUACAAAAACAGCAGAGGAUGGAACAGAAUAUCAAUUUCAAGUGAUAGAACAUACAGAAUUUAUAGAUGAUGCAUCAUUUCAGCCUUUUAAAGGUGGUAAAAUGGAACCUUAUGCAAAAAGAUGUGCAGCCACAAAAAUUACCAGUGCAGAAAAGCUUAUGUACAUUUGCAAGAAUCAGUUAGGCAUAGAAAAAGAAUAUGAACAAAAAGUUUUACCAGAUGGUAAAUUAAAUAUUGAUGGUUUUUUGUGUAUAUUUGAUGUAAGUGUUGUACCAAAUCGCUCUAUAGAAAAGCAGGUUGAAAUUGUAGCAAACAUAUUGAACAAUUUAAUGAAAACUAAGAAGCCAAUAGUUUUGGUAACCACCAAAAAUGAUGAUGCAAAUGAACAGUAUGUAAAGGAAGCUGAAAAAUUAGUAAUGCGCAAAGAAUACAAAAGUUCCAUUUUAAUAGUUGAAACAUCUGCACAUGAAAAUAUUAAUAUUGAUUUGGCAUUUAUGAUUUUGGCUCAAGUGAUUGAUAAAACUAAAAUGCGUAGCAAGGUAACACCUUUUGCGGAAGCGGCCAGAGCUAGAAAGGAACUGCUGGAUGCAUCAACAGAAUCUUUGCAAAAAUUGAUUCGAGUACAAGUUACCGAUUAUCGAGCAUUAUGGUCCCAAGCAUCUAAAAAGCUAGCACAACACAAAGAAUUUUCAACAUCUGUGGAACUGUUUGGUAUUGAUGGAACCCAAAGAUUAUUUAGGAGACAUAUUAAAAAAUUGAAAGAUGAGCAAGUGGCAAAGAAGGUUGAUGCAUAUUUGGAUAUGUUACCUGAUGUACUUCAUGAAAUAUGCCCUGAUAUAACAAAUUUGAUCAAUGAGGAGUGGUCUACAGUACAGCAGUAUAUAAAAGAACAUCCUGAUUUUGACCAGUAUUUCUAUGAAUGUCCUGAAGACAUUCCAUGGAUUGAUUAUGAUAUUGAGGAAUGCAAUGGAACAAAGAUUCCUUAUGAUGUUUUAGAAACAUCAGAAGCUGAAACUGUUUUCAAAAACCAUAUAAAUGUGCUGCAACAAGAACAGCGGCGAUUAGAACUUCCUAAAAGAUGGAAAAAGCAAUUUAAACAGUUGUUGGAAGAAACUGGGUAUGUUACACCAGGAAAGCACUUAUCUGAAGUUAAAGUGCUUUUUAUGGGUAGGGAAUGCUUUGAAGCUCUCUCUCACCAUGACUGUCAAGAAAUAUAUGAUCUACAUCAAAAGGAAAUUAUUGAAAAAGCAAAACAUAAUUUCCAAGAAUUAUUGUUAGAACAUGCUGAUUUGUUCUAUCAUUUUAAGAGUAUAGCACCAUCUGGAACUAUAACACAAGACGAUAUUAAAGAAAUAACGGAUGCGUUGUUGGCCGAUUUUAGGUAUAAGGCUUUAGAUAGACUGGAUCAAGAUAGAAAAUUAAUGCUUUUCCAACACUUGGGUUUUGUACAUUGUCCUAUAAGAGAGCACUGUCCAGCUUAUCCAAAUUGCAUGGAUGCACUUAUAGAACGAAUACUUGGAACAAAAGCCCACAGACCUUCAUCAUGGAACCACAGUAGUCAGUGGCAAUUAACAUCUGAUAACAAUCAAUUAAAUUUAGUCAUACUUGGAAGCAAUGGACUUGGCGAUGAAUUUGCUCGAGAAAUAAGAGCCCAGACCGAGGAUGACGAAGUAGAAAUCGAUUGUCAGUUGUAUACGCUUGGAUACCGAAUUAUCGAUGGUGAUGUUGGAUUACCGCACAAUUCAUUUACUACUUCUGACUUUAUGCCUCAUGGAUCAUUUUGUAUUUAUGCAAACGAGGAUUCGUUUGAAUAUAUUCGUUCGUCCUUGGAGAAGACAUUGUUAUCGAAUCUCGAGCAAGAAGAUAGGUUACCAUUUCAAGGAUUACCUAUUGUUAUUAUGUUUGUGCCAGAAGCUACUAUAGAUGAACUGGAAGCAAUACGACUUAGAGAAGAGGGCCAGAAUCUUGCUGAUAGCUUACAGUGUCCAUUUAUCGAUGUCUGCAUAGAGGAUUUAGAGCAGGACAAAAGGUUUCCUACUCCACUUGUGAAGGAUGCAUUACAGCAACUGAUACAAUCAAUAAAUCACAGAGCUGGUUUUCUAAAUAUUUACCAAAGUGUUAUUGAAUGCUUGGAACCUGAUAUUAGAAUAAUAAUGUGUAUGUUUUGCGGAGAUCCAUAUUCCGUUGAGAACGUACUCGGUCCUUUACUCAAUCAUCAGUGUUGUUUUCUCAGUGGCGACCGAUCGAUUGUUCUAGAAACAUUUCUAGGGGAAUCGAAACGAAGGGUUGAAGUUAUUAUUUCAAGUUUCCAUGGGGCAAAUGCAUUUAGGGACGAGUUAGUACACGGUUUCAUAUUAGUCUACUCCACAAAAAGGAAAGCAUCGCUCGCGACCCUUAGUGCAUUUUCCAUGAAUAUACCAAACUUACCGAUACAAAUAAUGGCUGUGACUGAUACUGGAGGUGCUAAUGCUUUCUUCAGUAAUGACUUAAGUCAUUUACUUAUUACGGAAGGGAAUGCAAUCGCGGAUAAAUUACAAGCACACUUUAUGACUUCUGCAUCCAGUUGCCAACAAAAAACGGCAUUUUAUACGCCAUUUUUCAAAGAGGUAUGGGAGAAAAAGCCUGAAAUCGAGCAAGCCUUUAACAUGGAAGAACCGGGCAACUUGAACGAUAGCGGUGAAGGAACUUUAGAGUACUCUGGAUUGCAUCCUAUGCCACCACCUCGACACGAGAGUUACCAUCUUCAAACACCGGAUGACGGUAUGUCUGUAACUUUCAGAAGCGGUUCCGAAUCGUACGAGCAAUUAACUCCGGAUGGUGAUCUUGGAGACACGGGAUUGAAUGAACAGUUUGCAGACAAUAGAGCCACACCUAGUGAUGACAGUGAUAUUUAUAGUCAAGUAGAUUUUUAUAGAGAAGAAAGAGAACGGGAUUUACUAAAACCAGGGGAUAUCACGAAUAAAUUAUCCGGCUGGGUGAAGGAUACGUUCAUGCAUCAAGAUGGAGUGACUAAUAGUUACUCUCACAGAGCUUUUACAACAGGCAGACGCCAUAUUUCCCAGGCAAAACCACGACCAAAAGGAAAUAGCCAAACUUUGAAACAGCCUGGCAAAAUCAAUUUAAAAGAUUUCUCAAACGUCACAGACGCCAUAGCUAGAAUGACAGUAGGCGAGAAAGACGAACACGGUCCUAAGAUGACAAUGGGUCAUGCCCCUCUUGCUACACCUGAAUUGGUAGAUUUAGGCUCUGAAUACGCCCAAGUUAAAGAUGUAGUACCAAGUCUUUAUCCUUCUUACGAUGGCGAUUAUAUGUAUGCUUUGGUGCAAGAUUCUCUAAACAAUAUGCCUAAGCUGCGUCAUAGACGCGAAAAAGGACAACCCUCGUAUAGUGAUUCCGAUUCGGAGUGGAGUUCUUUGGAAAGGCAGCAAAGGGUAGCGGAUGUUUUGGGUAAAGCAAAUAAGAAACCACCAUCGCAUAAAAGGAUACGAAAGAAACGUACCGCUAUACCUGUGCCUGCACCGAAAGUUCCAACUCUGGCUGGUAUGGGAAGUGGAGAUGGUAUCGUUGGUCUAAAUUACAACAUAAAAGAGGAUAAAUGUUGGAGAGUAAACCCAACAGAAAGAGUAUCUAGCGAAACACCAGAUUCUUCUGAGUCCAGUGACCCGGAGCACACUUCUAGAUCGAGAUCAAAACAAUAUAAACAUGCUGCUGCUAGUUUACGAAAAAGAUUUGGAAAUUCAUUGCCCCAACAACAUUUACCAGCAUCGUUACAACAUCCUUACAAUAUAAAACAUAUGACUCAAGAGAUGUUCAGUGCUUCCUCGAAGCAAAGGAGUGACAAUACCUUUGGCAACAUUCCAGAUGAUGAAUCCAGUCUAGACGUUUCGUCUCCGCGAGAAAUUAAUUCUCCUAGUGUAAACAUUCAAUUUUGGUUUGGUAUUUUAAAUAAGGUCAAAGAUGGCGAUAAAUUGAACAGAAAAAAGGAUAAACAGAAAGCAAAAGAAGACGAGAAGUUAGAGAAACGCCGACAAAAAGAGGAAAAACUGAAGAAACAUGCGGAGAAAGAAAAGGAAAGAGAGAAGAAGAAGCAAGAAAAAAUAAAACAAACUAAAGGUUCUGGCGGAACAUUAAGUAUGAGUCAAGUGCAACAACCGCUAAUCGAAGAUUUUGCACAGAGUGAGACAAAUCGAAUACCUCUGUUUCUCGAAAAAUGUGUGCAAUUUAUUGAGGAUGAAGGAUUAGAUUCUGAAGGUAUAUAUAGGGUUCCUGGAAACAGAUCACACGUUGAACUCCUCUUUCAAAAGUUUGAAGAGGAUGAAAACGUGGAUAUACAUUCAUUGGAUAUACCUGUAAAUGCUGUUGCAACUGCUUUAAAAGACUUCUUUUCAAAGAGGUUACCACCAUUAAUUGACAAAGAGCGUAUGAGCGAACUCGAGGAUAUCUCGGGCGCUCGUGGUAUCAGCAAACCGAUGUCAGCAACAUGUAUGAAUAUGGAAGAUCGAAGCUGCAGAUUAUUGGCCCUACGUUUGAUGCUCAACAAGUUGAAUCCAGUGAAUUUCGAUGUACUUAAAUUUGUUUUUCAUCAUUUUGUAAAAGUGGCUGAAAAUUGUAAGCUGAACAGUAUGGAUAGUAAAAAUUUGGCAAUCUGCUGGUGGCCUACUUUAUUGCCUAUAGAAUUUAACGAUCUUGGCAGAUUCGAGGCAAUGAGACCAUACUUAGAAGAUGUUGUUCAAACGAUGAUCGAUCAAUAUCCUUUCCUGUUUUGUGGUGAAGAAGCUAUCGUAAUGGUGUAG
Molecule: messenger RNA, 5019 nt
Organism: Habropoda laboriosa
Lineage: Eukaryota; Metazoa; Arthropoda; Insecta; Hymenoptera; Apidae
Gene: RhoGAPp190
Product: rho GTPase-activating protein 190
Exons: 23
Coding region: 1-5019 (1672 amino acids)
Biological process (GO): signal transduction
Molecular function (GO): GTPase activity; GTP binding
Source: RefSeq, a predicted model, not a curated record